Messenger RNA from Condylostylus longicornis, 2347 nucleotides. It is a transcript of the gene Sirt7, whose product is annotated as NAD-dependent protein deacetylase Sirt7. The coding region runs from base 109 to 2235 and encodes 708 amino acids. The transcript has 3 exons. Gene Ontology annotation, molecular function: NAD+ binding. NCBI's taxonomy places the organism in Eukaryota, Metazoa, Arthropoda, Insecta, Diptera, Dolichopodidae. The record is from RefSeq and is a predicted model, not a curated record.
UUAAUUAAUCAUAUUUAUUCAAGAACUUAUUUUUCAAAAAACAGAUUAAGUUUAAGAAUUUUAAUUCAUAUUUUGUAUAUAUACCCAUUAUUAAUGCUAUUAACAAAUAUGUCUAAAACUAAAACAAAAGAACGGAGGACAGUUAAGCUAUAUAUAACAAGAAAUAAAGUAAAUCCUUCAAAGGAAGAAAACCCCAAAAAACUUCACAAGGAAUCUGCAAAAAAAGUUUCUUCGAUUUUAAAAAAAAUUGAAUCUUCAAGAACAGAUGAGGAAAAAAAGUAUUUAGAAUCUUAUUCUGAUUUGACGAAAAAAUUGAGUAGACGCAAAGAACUUGUUAAAAUAUACAAAGAAAGAGUAAUUGAAAAGGAAGAUGAGUGUGAGCUUAUUGAGAAAAAAGUAGAACGUUUAGCUGAAAUUAUAUCAAAUGCAAAACAUUUAGUAUGUUACACGGGUGCCGGAAUUAGUACAUCAGCUAAAAUUCCUGAUUAUAGGGGUAGUCAAGGCAUAUGGACUCUGUUACAACAAGGCAAAGAAAUCGGAAAAUAUGAUUUGUCAUUGUCAGAUCCAACAUUUACUCAUAUGGCAUUGUACGAACUUCAUAGAAGGAAAAUGUUGAAACAUAUAGUUUCUCAAAAUUGUGAUGGACUUCAUCUACGUUCCGGUUUACCUAAAAUUUCUUUGAGUGAAGUUCAUGGUAAUAUGUAUAUUGAAGUUUGCAAGUAUUGCAAGCCGAAUGUGGAAUAUUGGAGAAUAUUUGAUACAACCGAAUUAACUGCGAGAUUUAAUCAUAAAACCAAUAGAAGGUGCCGCUUCUGUUUAAGACCACUAAUUGAUACGAUCGUUCACUUUGGAGAAAGAGGAAAUUUAAAAUGGCCACUAAAUUGGACGAACGCAUGCAAACACUCUGAAAAGGCUGAUGUAAUUUUAUGUCUUGGGUCUAGUUUAAAAGUAUUAAAAAAAUACCAUUGGCUUUGGCAAAUGGAUAAACCGAAAAAUAAAAGAGCGAAAAUUUGUAUUGUAAACUUGCAAUGGACAUCAAAAGAUAAGCUAGCAUCAAUUAAAAUUAAUGGAAAAUGUGAUCAAGUAAUGGAACUACUUAUGCAACAUUUGAAUAUUUCAGUCCCUCUAUAUUGUAGGGAAAACGACCCUAUAUUUUAUCACUCUAGUCCACUUGUAGAUGAAGAACUGCAUACUGUGUCCCAGCCAAUGCUGAAGCCAAUUCGAUUCUCAGAGAAUUCCGAGAGCUCUUGUGCCCCUAAAAAAAGGUCGAUUAAUUUAAAAAGACCAUUUAUGAAAUCACAGAAAAAUAAACAGCUCAAAACAAAUUUAAAUUCGAGGCAUUUAUUAAAAGAGUAUGAAAGCUCUUCUGAUUCAGAAAGUAAUUCGAACAGUAUUGAAAAUAUAGAUGUAAAAUUGGAAAAUGAUGUAGUAGAAUAUAAAAAAGCAAAUGGCAACGAAAUAAAUAUUAGUAUAAAACAUAAAAAUGAAACACUAGAUAUUAAAGAAAGUAAACCAAUUGUAAGUGAUAUAAGCAGACAAGUCAAAGACAGAAAAGAUAAUUUAGAUGUCCAGUAUUCAGCAGUAAAGUAUGACUCAAAUAUUUCAGAUGUUAAUAUUAAAAGAGAAACUGAUGAAAAAUUUCCUUGUGAUAUUUAUUUAGGAUGUAUGUUCCCAAAUGCAAUAGAUUUUGUUAAAGCCCCACUUUUAGUAAAUUAUAACUCAUAUACAAAGACUGAAGAGUAUAAUAAAAAUGAAAAUAUUUUACAUUCAGAAAAAAUUGUUGCCAAUGAAGAAAAUGAAACAUGUUUAUUCAAUUUAGUUGAAUUGUGUAAUAAGAUGAAAUUACCCAAUUAUUACGAGUCAAGUUACGUAUAUUCAGGAUUACAUAGUAUAAUAAAACCUCCGCCACCAGAAAUCAAUUUUUGGAGUUCAGCUAUAAUACCAAUAUUUAAAAUGAAUAAAAGUGCAGCAGAUUGUGACUUUUGUUUCAAUCAUUAUGCGGAAUUUAGUUGUCAAUUUUAUAAAAGUGUAACAGUUGAAUUUUGUUUAAACAAAUUUAGAAACGGAAAGAAAACCGUUUGUGAAUGCUGCGAUACAUAUGAUUCAAGUGAAGAAGAUAACAUCGUUUUAAAAGAAUUCAUCACAGAUAAACGUUUAAAACUUAAUAAAGCAAAACAAGCAGACGUUCAAGCCGGUUGGUAUGGAAAAGGCUAUAGAAAGAAUCGUAAACGAUGAAAUAUAAUUUAUAUUUGAGAUUUUUUUUUGUGUGUAAAAUUAAUGAUUUUGUCCUGAUUUUAAAAUAUAUAUUUUUUAUAUAAAAAAAUAAAAUACUAAAAUAUUGUUUUAC